Molecule: messenger RNA, 204 nt
Organism: Plasmodium vinckei vinckei
Lineage: Eukaryota; Apicomplexa; Aconoidasida; Haemosporida; Plasmodiidae
Product: conserved Plasmodium protein, unknown function
Exons: 2
Coding region: 1-204 (67 amino acids)
Source: RefSeq, a predicted model, not a curated record
AUGCUACUCAAUUUAGAUAUCAAUCAGAAUUUUAGAUGUUUGCAAUUUUUAAAAAAUUCCCUUAUACCAAUGCUUUUUGACUCAAUUCAUUUACUACGACCUCGAAAACAAAUGCAAAGGGUUGAUCGAUGCAGGACAAAGAAACAAUAUAAAAAUAGAAGACACUUCAGAGGUUAUUAUUACAGAUGGAUGGGGUCUUAUUAA